UUCCAGGCAGGUAACACCCGUCCCCAUAGAUACAGGCUCCUACAACAGCGCUCCUCUAGCACCGGUAGACCGCUGACUUCUCCGGGCAAUGACAGCUUCUUUAUGAAGCAGCUAAUGUUUACACUUUCAAUUUCCCACCAGAACGUUCUUCCGGAUGGUUGCUAAACAGGCUAUUCUUCAUCAUUGGAUUAACGGACAUCCAGCGACGGCUUCGCUCCGACAGGCCGGAGAUUUGUGUCGCUGGACAGGGAGGAGUCUCCGUUAUUCCACCGUUGGCUGGAGGAUCCAGGCCCAGCAUGUCUGCUUUUUAACAUUACAGCUACCUGCAGAGCCGAGGCUAUACACAAGGACGCAAAUGCGCUCUUAGAAGAUGGAUGUGAGUGCUGGCAGGGACAGCACCUGGAGGAGAACAGCACGAGCUGAAGAUGAGGAGGAUGGAGGAGGAGCAGGAGGAGGAGGCAUGGAGGCUCAGGUUGUACCACUGGAGCUCUACGAUUGUGCCAGGUCCAAAAUAGAAGCUAACCUACGCUGGUUGUUUGCUAAAGCCUACGGCAUAGAUAACAUCCCUACAGAUCUUCGGGAUCCAUUUUAUACAGACCAGUAUGAGCAGGAGCACAUCAAGCCCCCCAUCAUCAACCUGCUGCUGUCUGGAGAGCUCUACAGCCGAGUGUGUGGGCUCAUCCUUCCAGCUGAACAGGCCGCCUCCCUGCAAAGCCACCAGUCUGUCAUCAAAGCCCUCUCUAGGAAAGGAAUCUAUGUCUUGGAGACCAACAACACACCAGUGUCUGAUCGGGAUCUCAGCUCCUUUCCUAUUAAAAUGAAUUCCCACGUCCACCUGAUCGAUGCUCUGAUGAUGGCCUAUACGGUAGGAAUGAUCAGCACAGAGAAAGUGGUGUCGUCUGUGAAGCGAUUUUCAAACAUCACUGCCUCCAAGGAGCUUCCUUAUGACCUGGAAGAUGCUAUGAUCCUUUGGAUUAACAAGGUCAACAUGAAGAUGAAGGAGCUGACAGAAAAAGAGAAUAAAAUGAAGCAGCACCUCAUGGAGUCACCAGGUCACCAUAAGUCCCCCUCCAAAUGGUACUGGAAGCUGGUACCUGUACGGUACCGCAGAGAUCAUCUCUCAGGUCGCACUCUUCAGCACUUCCCCUUGUUGGAAGACUUAUUGAAGGAUGUGAGUGACGGCACAGCCCUGCUUGUUCUGAUCCACUUCUAUUGCCCGGAUCUUAUUAGACUUGAAGAUAUCUGCUUGAAGGAAGUUCCCUCCAUAGCAGACAGCUUGUACAACAUCCAUCUGCUAAAAGAGUUUUCUGUUGAAUAUCUGAACCAGUGCUUCUAUCUGAAUCCAGAGGAUCUUCUCUACUCACCACCUUUACUGAAGAAUAAUGUGAUGGUCUUCAUUGCUGAGCUUUUCUGGUGGUUUGAGAAUUUGAAGCCAGACUUUGUUCACCCCAGAGACCUUCAGGAGGUCAAAGAUGUGAGAGUGCUGCUGCAGCCCAGAAAUUCACGGUCUCAUGUACCCAUCUCAAAUGUCACCAAACAAAGCUUCCUGCCAACGUCAAACUCAGCUGACAUCUUCAUCACAAACCACAGCAAUGAGCCAAGCUCUAACUCACCCUCUAGCCCAUCUCAGUCCUUACCGCCCCCUAGACGGAGACAAGAGAACGCUGUUGAGAGGGGCCCUUCAGGUUUUGCUUCUCAAGAUGUAGGAAACAGGCCAAACUCCACUGUGCAAACAGAUGGACAGCGUCAAGACUCCAUAUUGGCAUGGCCAGAAAGAAGGGCGAGACCUUUGUCUCAGCCAGUGCCGUAUGCAGUGCAUUUUGCCAAAGAAGAUAAUGAGGACAGCAUUAGCCUCGCUCGGUCCAUCAGCAAGGACAGUUUGGCCUCUAACAUCAUUAGCAUGACCCCGAAACACAAGCUAGGAUCAGUUCUGCCUCACAGACUCAGUGGCCAAAGCCUUCUCAGCCACAUGCGCAUAGAGGACGAAGAAGAGGAAUUUGAGGAGGAGGAACUGGUUGCUGUCAUUCAUCCAUCCAAUCUUUCUCGACGUCGAAUCGUGAGCGAAAUGGAGCAGGAUGAGCUGGAAGCACAGAUUGGACCGUCAUUCAGCAGGGUUUCUGAUGGCUCUCAUGUUGCCCGUCAUGACUCAAGUCCAUUUGGUCAUGACCAUCAGGCGGGAGGUUACUAUCUGGAACCUUUGAUACCAACUGUCCCAAAGCAAGCCAAGGAGAAGUGUAUAUCAGUGAACAAGCAGGAGGAAAGUGGGGAGAAUCACUGCAGGGCAGUAGCAGCAGUGAAAAAAAACCCUACAAAUAUACCAAACUCCUCAAAAAGGAAGUUCCCCGUGGUUGAUUCAGUACUCACUUCUCCCAGGCCCCCUGUCGAGGGGUCAGUUGAUGCCCCCCAGUCUCCAGGCUUUUUUCUUCACUUGGGGGCUGAAUCAGAAAAGCACAUUCAUAUCUCAGCUGUCACAGAAGCAGGGCAAGACUCGGACUCCGACAUUGCUGACCUCGAGGAAGACGAUGAGGAGGACGACCAGACAGAGCUGGAGAAGACUUUGAGGGUGAAUCGUUUAGACAAGAGCAACAUCGAUGAAUUUGGAAAUGGAGAAGUUGAGUCGGCAAAGCUUAGAGAGGACUUGAAGGUAAGCGAGCAUGAGGAUAAAGAAGAUGCAAGCGGACGUUCAAGCCCUUGUCCCAGCACCGUGUCGUGGGCGAGCAGCUGCAGCGCCUCGGGUAGCAUAGGAGUCAAAAUGACCAGCUUUGCAGAGAAAAAGCUUCUUAAACUUGGCCUUCGUGAGGGAUACUCAAGUACAAGUAGCUCCCAAAAGACCACACCUGAUGGGUCCGAGAUUCCCCCUCCAUGGCAUGUGAAGGAUUCUAAUCCCAUGUUGGGGAAGAAUAUAACUGUUAGAUCUUUUGUUCCCUCAGAGCUGCUUCAGCUUCACAUGCAGCUGGAAGAGCAGAGACGUUCAAUAGAAUAUCAGAAGAAGAAGAUGGAAGCCCUGUCAGCUAAGCAGAGACUAAAGCUUGGAAAAGCUGCAUUUUUGAAUAUUGUAAAGAAGGGUGGAGGAAGGAGCGACACACUUCCUUUACCCCUAAAAAAGUCCAAGGAGUCUACUGGAUCAACAUCUACAGAGAGGAGGAAAGCAAAGCCGCAGUCAUGUAAAGAUGAUUUAUGUCUCGAUGCUCUGAAAAGUCAAACAGAGGGACGGCCGAUAAACAGAGACAAGAGCUGGAACUCUCUUUCUCAGGAUAACAGUCCUGAACCAGAUUUCAAUGAAUGCUCCCACUCUAUAGAUCUACUCAAUCAAGCUAUCAGCUCUAUCCAGCAACAGAUGAUGCAGCUUUCCUUGCAGCAAGACUUUCUGAUGAAACAAAAUGUGGUCUCACCACCAGAGCAUGCACAAACAGAUAAAAGCACAGACUCCGGGAUAGAUCCAAAUACACCCCAAACAGUAUCCUCUACCUCAGACUCUAAAGCCUUUGCAGCUCACUUUGUAGAUAUCGGUGGCAGUAGUUCGAUGCCUUCCCGCCGUCCUCCCAAACUUACUUCCAGCCAACGACACAAAGUAGCAGAGCGCAAACAAAUGAAAGAAAAAAGCAAACCGGCUUUAAGUAAGUCCACCGACCCGCUCCAGGUAAUCACGACUUCUUCACGGGAAUCUAAUGAUGAAGAACUGGAGACAGCCAGUGCUGCUGAAGUACAGAGCGUUCAGAGGAGUGCUACAUUCAGAGUGCAUGGAAGCACUGAAAAGGGAAGUGCGCACUCUCCAGGCAAACUAAAAUCACAUAACUCGCAAGUUAUGUUCAAGACAUCUGAAUCUGCAUCACUGGAAGCAGAACAAGAGGUAGACCAAGCAGCCAACUACAGCAAACAGAAUGACUGUGCCGAUGAGAGCGCCAGGAUCAAGAGUCAGCUGAUCGAGGUGGACCUGUCAGAGCUAAAGGAUCCAGUGGAGGAUGCCGGCGCAGAUGUCCUAGAAAGCUCAGCAGAAGCCGAGCAGAAAGGUGUAAUAGGCUUCUUCUUUAAGGAUGAUGAGAAGGCAGAGGAUGAAAUGGCAAAACGCCGUGCCGCCUUCCUCCUCAAACAGCAGCGCAAAGCUGAGGAGGCUAGACUCCGGAAACUGCAGCAAGAAGCAGAAAGUGAGAUAAAACGUGAUGAGGCUCGACGGAAAGCAGAGGAGGACCGUAUUCGUAAAGAAGAAGAGAAGGCCCGUCGAGAGCUUAUCAAACAGGAGUAUCUGCGGAGAAAGCAAGAAGCUCUUAUGGAAGAACAGGGUCUCACCAAGCCUCGCACCAGGACCAAACCUCGGAGGAACAGACCCAAAUCCAUGCAUCGGGGAGAAACCAGCAGCCUUCCUAAAGGAUCCACAACUCCUGAUCUGAGCUUCAGUCAUCGAGGAUCAACACUGUCGUUGGUGACUGAUGCAGACAGCGUCAUCUCUGGUGGGGCAGACUCAAACAGGGCUGCAUCUGUGUGCUCUGUGGAUUCGUUCCCUAUGCUGAGCAGGGCAUCCAGCAGGAACAUGGACCGAGACUGGGAGAGCGCUUCCAUAGCCUCAUCAGUCAUUUCAAUGGAGUACAGUGGUCCUAAACUCUUCAAGGAACCAAGCUCCAAAUCCAACAAGCCAAUCAUCAUCAAUGCCAUCGCCCACUGCUGCCUGGCUGGGAAGGUUAAUGAGGUCCAGAAGAAUGUUAUCCUUGAGGAAAUGGAAAAGUGUGAAUCCAACCACCUCUUCAUCCUCUUCCGCGAUGGCGGGUGUCAGUUUCGAGCCAUUUACACAUACUCACCAGACACCGAGGUGAUCGUCAAGUACACGGGCACAGGGCCGCGCACCAUCACCGCCAAGAUGAUCGACAAGCUGUACAAAUACAACUCAGACCGCAAGCAAUUCACCGUGAUCCCCGCCAAGACUGUGUCUGUUAGCGUGGAUGCUCUGACCAUCCACAACCACCUGUGGCAGAUCAGGAGACCAGGGAGCGCUCGGAGAAAAUGAGCAAAAAUGACACUGUUUGUGUUUAAUAAGCUACAGUUGGGCAGGACCCAAAAAAAGUACAAACUUGGAGAAGAUUGAUGGGAUUAGAAGGAAAGUUAGAUGAUCUAUGGCAGUGUGAGUAUUUAACACCCACUAACUCACUGUACUCUGUCUUUUCAAUUCGUUACCUUUUAUUAUGCAUGGUACACUUAUUUUAAUUUUAUCAUAAUCCAAAGCCACCUACCGUAGUCUUGUCCCGCUAAAUCUCCUCCCAGAAGCAAACAUGCUAUGCUACUGAUGCAAAGUGCAGCUUUAGGCAGGCUGUGAUGUACCAAGUCAGGACUUUAAAGUUUGUUAACUCAGCUACGCAUUUAAAAGCAAAAAAAAAACAAACAAAAAAACUAGUGGGAUUCCUUCACACUGGUACCUACUCAGACGAUGAGCUUUGAGCAUACGGAUGGGUUGAAUAUUAGCAGUAUUGGUCUAGUUUAGGGUGUGUGCAGAAAUGAAUGAUUGUGUCAGUAAGGGUUCAAGCAUUGCUUUAAAUUGUUAUUUUAUUUUGUUAAUUUUAUUCAAUAUUGAGUCUCUUUGUUGUUAAAAGUGAAACCAGGACCAGUAACAUUGGUUUCACAGUAAGGGAAAUAUUCUACUAUUCAUCCUACACAUAAAGCAUUUUUUCAAAUUAUACCAUCUCUCUGUGAAAAUCCAUUAAUCAAAAGCAACCAAGUUAUGUUGCCAAGCAGACGGCUUUUGCUCCUAUUUUGUUGUCUGGUCAGGCAUUAAUGUUUGAUGCAGCCUCGGUGGCUCAGCUAUUUCCUGCUGAUGAGCAGUUGUCAGUGUUUGGUAAAAUGUUUGGAAAAGAAACUGCACUAUACUUGAUAUAUUUGUUUGCUGCAUUUUGUACAUUUUUGAACAAUAUUUUCUGUACAUUAUUUACAAGUUCUGUUUAAUAAAAAAAAGUAGGCACUAUUUUAAAGUUUCUUAUGUUAGAGAGAUCUUAUGUCUGAUGAUUUCAGUUGUAUAUUUUAUGUUUAUUUAUUUAUUUUAAAGAGAUAUAAUAAAGUGCAACAAGAAAUUUUUCUUGUUAAAGUUGGA
This is a messenger RNA of Cyprinodon tularosa, 6073 nucleotides long. It is a transcript of the gene camsap1a, whose product is annotated as calmodulin regulated spectrin-associated protein 1a. NCBI's taxonomy places the organism in Eukaryota, Metazoa, Chordata, Actinopteri, Cyprinodontiformes, Cyprinodontidae. The record is from RefSeq and is a predicted model, not a curated record. Gene Ontology annotation, biological process: cytoplasmic microtubule organization; neuron projection development; negative regulation of microtubule depolymerization. The transcript is spliced from 19 exons. Gene Ontology annotation, cellular component: microtubule minus-end. Gene Ontology annotation, molecular function: calmodulin binding; microtubule minus-end binding; spectrin binding. The coding region runs from base 371 to 4999 and encodes 1542 amino acids.